AUGACUCAAAAAUCAACAAACUGGUAUCUGACAGCCCAAAAACCAUACCUCUGCCCCUUUCUUCCUCUCAACGAUGGUAUUCUCGUCUGUGUCUGCGUCUGCAGCUGCUUGUCUCCAGCCUCAGACGACGCUCUCGAAUCUGGCCGUGACGGCGAAUCGAAUAGAGAUCCCUUCGAGUUGGACGUACUUCCCACUCGACUCAAUUUUCCAGCCGACAUAUCAGACGGUGCCCUCGGGAUUCGAGACGGGCGGUGGUCUGGAGUAGUGGUUACAGUAUACCCAGCAGUUCCACCGAGUCCUCCACUCAUCGGAACACUUCGAUCAGUUUUCUCUCGUAUUUUCAUAAUUGGUCCGGGUGUUCCAGUCGUCGGAAUCUCCUUUGCGUGUCGAUUCUUUGUGAAUGCUCUCAUUGAGUCGAGUGCGUGUGUCGGACGUGAUUCUGGGAACAUAUUGAUGUUGAGACGUCCUUUUGCACGACAUGGAUCAUGUUUAUGGAGGAAUUCGUCCAACGACUCCCAUCCACCACCGACACGAACCAUUACUGUCGAUCGGAGGAUUCGAACCAUUCGUUUGAUAUGA
Molecule: messenger RNA, 579 nt
Organism: Caenorhabditis remanei
Lineage: Eukaryota; Metazoa; Nematoda; Chromadorea; Rhabditida; Rhabditidae
Exons: 2
Coding region: 1-579 (192 amino acids)
Source: RefSeq, a predicted model, not a curated record